This is a messenger RNA of Achroia grisella, 1570 nucleotides long. RefSeq names its product vacuolar protein sorting-associated protein 72 homolog (gene YL-1). Gene Ontology annotation, cellular component: nucleus. The transcript has 9 exons. Gene Ontology annotation, molecular function: ATP-dependent H2AZ histone chaperone activity. Gene Ontology annotation, biological process: regulation of DNA-templated transcription; chromatin remodeling. The record is from RefSeq and is a predicted model, not a curated record. Lineage: Eukaryota; Metazoa; Arthropoda; Insecta; Lepidoptera; Pyralidae. Bases 156 to 1418 code for a protein of 420 amino acids.
ACGGGUGACGCCAAAAUAAAGAGAUAUUUCCAGAAUAUCAGUUAUUUCUAGCUUUAUUUUAUAUUUUUAGUUCUUUCCUUAACAUAUUGUAAUCUAAGUUAAUUAUUAGCUUUUUUCCUAUAUGUGUUAAGGGUUUAUUCUUCAAAAUAUAAGUCAUGUCUCAAAGAGAACGCCGCAGUAAUGCAGGCAAUCGCAUGGCCAAGUUACUUGAUGAAGAAGAGGAAGACGACUUCUAUAAAACAACUUACGGUGGCUUCCAGGACGUUGAAGAAGAUAGAGAUUAUAUAGAAGAAAAAGAACAAGAUGAUGUUGUCGAUUCGGAUUUUGAUAUUGAUGAAGAUGACGAGCCCCACUCUGAUCAGGAGGCAGAAUCCAAGGAGAAACGAAAAACAAACACCAAUGUUUAUAAGGAUCCCAAUAGGAAAAAGGCUGCAGUUGAAAAACCUAAAGCAGUUGGAAGGAAACCAAAAGAACCAAAGGUUAAAGAAAAAGAGGAUGAUGCCGAGAAAUCAGAAAAAACUACAGUACUGGAUGCAUCUACAACAGAACGAAAAUCUAUCAGACAAAGUACAGCAGUAAAAUCAGCAGAAACACAGCAGAGGAUAAAGAUCAGAUCGGAACUGAAAAAGAAAAAGCCAAAAAAGGUAGAGGAAAAGUGGCCAACUCAAGAAGAAUUAUUAGAAGAGGCACUUGAAACAGAAAAGGAAAAUUUAAAAAGCUUAGAGAGAUUUGAACAAAUUGAAAUGGAGAGAAAGAAGGUACGACCUACAAAGAAAACUAUUACGGGACCAGUUAUUAGGUAUCAUUCCUUUUCUGUCCCUUUAAUAACUGAGAUAUCAGAAGAAGAAAAACACAGUCCUCUUCGCACGGAGGAUGCUACAGUGAGUGAUGUGAUCAAAAGUGAAGAUGAGAUAACAACAGGUGAAGAAAGUAAUGCCGAUGUAACAAUGAAAGAACCAAAGAUUGAAACAAUUGAAGAAAAAAUAGAGAAAAUGGAAACUGACACAAAAACAGAUGUAGAAGUGAUAGGACCAGAUGACGAAAUAGACAUCGAGAAAGUUAACGAAAAAGAUGAAAAGCCACCUAAAGAAGAGACCAAAAAUAUCACAUACCAUGAGCGUACGUUGAUUUCUUUCGAGAAUGACAUAAAGGAUAUUGCCUUUAACGCCUGCUUCCCGAAGUCGCACCGGAAGAGACGGCGGGAUCUUCUAUGCGCUGUUACUAAGAGGCCAGCACGCUACAUAGAUCCUAUAACAAAACUUCCAUAUAGAAGUGUAGACGCAUUUCGGAUAAUACGAGAAGCAUAUUAUCAACAACUGGAGGCAAGAGGCGACAGGUCUGAUCCACAAGUGGCUGCAUGGCUCCAGUGGAGGCGUGCGGAUACCGCAUCGACUUAUGUGCAAAUACAUAUAAAGUGAAUUAUGAAUUGUAUUCUGCAGUAGUUAGUCACAAUUUAGCUUGUACGAUGCAAAAAUGGAAAGUACUAAGUUGACUGAUUUAAUAUCUGGUAUAAGGACAAGCAAAGACGAUUUUCUUCCUUGGAUUCACCAUAUGGAUGCCGAGUUCAUCU